AUGAAGCUCUUGUCAGUCGCAGCGGCCGUCUUUGGCCUGCUGUCGCCCGUCAUUGCUGCCGCGUCCCAGAGCGUCAAGCUGCCCGCCGACUUUAAGCCACCCCAGGUGUUCAAGAAUGCCAACCUGGUGCACGUCAUCUCGCUCGAGAAGAACUACGCCAAGGAGCAGAUCAAUGUCGCCAUCGAGAACGUAUCAAAAGAGCCGCAGGACGAAUACUAUAUUCCCUUCACAUCGUCGCAGAUUUCACGCGUCGGUGGCUUCGAGGUAAAGGAUCGCAAGGACGAAAAGGCAGGCCCGUUUGCUGCCGAAGUGGUCGAAUACGACGCCAGCAGCGAUACUCAAUACUACCGAAUCCGCCUCCCCAGCCCUCUCCAGGCUGGCGCUCAGCAGACACUCGGUAUCACUUUCUUCUACCUCGACGCGUACCGUCCACUCCCUGCGACCAUUGAACAAGAUGAGGCGCAAUAUCUUGUCCAUGAUUUUUCCGCUUUUGCCCCGUCUGCCUACAAGACGAGCAAGCAAAAGACUGAAGUCAAGUCCGCCUCGGCCACCAUCCCCGACUACACCAAGAUCGACAAGUUCCCGCAGAAGCAGGGCUCCAAGCUGACCUACGGGCCAUUUGAAGAACAGCCCGCUGGCGCCGUUUCUCCCGCCCAGAUCCGCUUCGAAUUCGCCAAGCCCGUCACUCAUGUGUCUGAGCUGGACCGCGAGGUCGAAGUCAGCCACUGGGGAGGCAACGUCGCCUUUGAGGAGCACUACACGCUGGAGCACCGUGGCGCCAACCUCUCUGCGCCUUUUAACCGCGCCAAGUGGACGCAGUCGCAGUACUUUAACCGUGGCUCGACGGCGGCGCUCAAGGAGCUCCGCGUCCCUCUGCAGAUUGGCGCGGCGGAUCCCUACUUCACCGACGUCAUUGGCAACGUGUCCACGUCGCGCUUCAGAAGCAAUAAGCGCGAGGCUCUCCUCGAGCUCAAGCCCCGCUACCCCAUCUUUGGUGGUUGGAAGUAUCCCUUUACUAUUGGCUGGAACAUCAACGCAGCCAGCAUCUUGCGCCGCACGGCCGCUGGCGGCAACGUGCUCAAGGUGCCUUUCCUGGAGGGUCCUAAACAGGCCGAGGGUGUCGAAUACGGUCGCGUCAACUUGCGCGUUCUUCUACCCGAGGGUGCUGAGAACAUCAAGUUCUUUACCAAUAUUCCCGAGUCGUCGAUUACUGAGACGUCUGUCGACGUUGUCAAGACAUAUCUGGAUACUCUUGGCCGCACAUCGGUUACCAUCAAGGCGGUGAACCUGGUUGAUGAAUUCCGCGACCGUCACCUCAUCAUUUCCUACGACGCCACUCUCGCCUCGUCAUUGCGCAAGCCAAUUGUCAUUUUUGCAAGUAUGAUGACUCUGUAUUUCACAGCGUGGGCGAUUGGAAACAUCAAGGUUGGGUUCAGCAAGAAAUAA
Messenger RNA from Beauveria bassiana ARSEF 2860, 1446 nucleotides. RefSeq names its product ribophorin I. The record is from RefSeq and is a predicted model, not a curated record. Gene Ontology annotation, cellular component: oligosaccharyltransferase complex; membrane. The coding region runs from base 1 to 1446 and encodes 481 amino acids. NCBI's taxonomy places the organism in Eukaryota, Fungi, Ascomycota, Sordariomycetes, Hypocreales, Cordycipitaceae. The transcript has 3 exons.